Messenger RNA from Nicotiana tabacum (common tobacco), 1642 nucleotides. RefSeq names its product RING-H2 finger protein ATL60-like. Gene Ontology annotation, molecular function: transferase activity. Gene Ontology annotation, biological process: protein ubiquitination. The record is from RefSeq and is a predicted model, not a curated record. Lineage: Eukaryota; Viridiplantae; Streptophyta; Magnoliopsida; Solanales; Solanaceae.
UCCUAAAUAUCCUUUCUACUGUCAUUUUCCUAAAGAAUCUACACAUUUUCUUCUAUUUCCUAAUUCUGCCUCUUGUCUCCUUUUAAAGACCAAAUCUUUAUUUUCUCCACUCCCAGUUCCCAUUUUAUAAGCCAACUACAGCUAUUAAUUUUUCCUAUUAAGUUUUCAUUCUCAGAAAAUUUAUAGACAAUACAAGAUAUUUUCUUUCUGGGUUUAUUCUUUUCAUAAUUAAAACUUAAAAAUCUUCAAUUAUUCUUUUUUUGCCCUUUGUUGGUUGUAGCAGCACCAACGAAAAAUCCCAGUUUGUUCUUGUUUCAGAUUCUUAAAAUAAUUGUCUGAAAAUGGAAGAUGCGUCCCAUACCGGUGGUAAAAUAGAGGAAUCAGGUACGUUUGAGCUCACUGGAAAAAUAAUGGUGGUAGCUAUUGUACUUAUUUUUCUUGUGAUAGUCUUCGUUUUCUUAUUCCACCUUUACUCAAAAUGGUUAUGGAAUCGCCGCCGUCAAGCAGACGGUGGCAACCCUAAUGCCAGCACACGGCGGCGGCACGGCUUCAACUUUUCUUCGGCCGGUCAUCAUCAAGAAGUGAAUAAUGUUACAUCUGCUCUCCGCCGGGGUCUGGACCCCACUCUUCUUAAAUCUAUUCCCGUAGUUUUAUUCAAUCCUAAAGAAUUUAAAGAUGGAUUAGAAUGUGCUGUUUGUCUUUGUGAUGUUUCUGAAGGUGAAAAGGCAAGACUUUUACCUAAAUGUAAUCAUGGAUUUCAUGUGGAUUGUAUUGAUAUGUGGUUUCAAUCUCAUUCCACUUGUCCUCUUUGUAGAAAUCCUGUUUCCAAUAUAUCUUCUGAUGAUCAGAAUCUCACCUCUAUAGAAUUAUUAACAGUGGAAGAAGAGAAUUCAGUUUCUAUAGAGGUGGCAAAUUUCCCAACCAAUAUCUUGUUUUGGGGGAAUGAGACUCAAGUGAGUAGUUUGGAGGACUCUUUACAAGGUCCUAAUUCUUCUUCUAACGCGCCUUGUCCUCCACCACCACCACCACCAUCUUCAUCAUCCUUGUCGUCGUCAUUUGCCUCUACGAGUGAUAGGCGUUGUGUAGCAUUGGUGAUUGAUAUUCCGAGCCAAACAAAUGAAGCAGAAGAUGAACAGAAAUCUCCAAUAAUGUCCACAAGAUUGAGGUCUUUGAAAAGGCUGUUGAGUAGGGAUAGGAGGGUUAAUCCUUCUAGUCCAAGAAUUAUGGGUGUUGAACAAGGAGGCAGAGGCCAGAGCUAGUUGGGCAGUCCGGUGCAUUAAGCUCCCGCUAUGCGUGGGAUUCGGGGAAGGACCAGACCAUAAGGGUCUAUUAUAUGCAGUCUUACCCUGCGUUUCCGCGAGAUGCCAGAGCUAGUAGGAAUUUAUAAAUAUGGAUAGUUGAGCUAUAAUGUGAUAUUAGCUUCGAUAUUUUCUGAUGUUUGCUACAGAAUUUGGAGACGAAUGGGUAUCUCCAGAACUCCCAUUCAUUUGUUCGAAGUUUUUGAUUCUUGAUGUAGAUGUAAAGAUUGAAACUUUCAUCUGCAUAUAGGCAGUGAAUAUAUUGUAUAUGUGUAAACAAUGCAGUGGGCCUCUCUGUUUGAGAAUGAAGCAAUCUUUCUCUUACAGAAGAGUAAUUUCAGUUA